AUGGUUGUUUACAAGAAAACCAGUUUCUUUACAUUUUUUUAUUUCAUUCUUUUUUCCUUUGUUGUUUCUUCCCUUUUUCUUUCUUUCUUUCUUUCUUUCUUUCUUUAUUGCUUGUUUGCCUUUUUCCCUUCAUUGUGUGCCGUUUGCUUCUUUCCGUCCAUUAUUCCUUUCUCCAUUUUGUUUGUCUUAUUUUUCUUUCUUUUUCUUUUGUUUCCUUUUUUCUUGCUUUCUUCCUUCAUUCUUUCUUUCUUUAUUUCUUUCUUUCUUUCUUAUUGUUCGAUCUUUUUAUUUGGUCCGCUCUUCUUUUUUUUCUUGCUUUUCCGCUUCCUUAACUUCUUUCUUUCUUUCUUUCUUUCUUUCUUUCUUUCUUUCUUUCUUUCUUCAACGGUGUUUUCACUUCUCUUAAUUUUUGUUUCUUCUUCCUGGAUUCUUCUGUCACGAAAUGUUCUUUUGUCAUCGUUUUUUUUUUCUUCUUCUUUCCCUUAUCUUUGUGUUUCACAUUAUCUAACGUUGCUUCUUUUUUCCUUAUUCUAUUUAUACCAAAAAGAUUAUUUCUUUCUCUUUUUUAUUACAUAUUUUUUUCUUAUAUUCUCACUCCCUUUCUCCUUUCUUCAAGUCUCUUUGUUUACCUUUGGUUGUUCAUCAAUUCAUACUAAACACUUCCCAGUCUAUUAUUUUCAUUUUUCUUCACUUUUUAUUUUUCACUUUUCUUCGUUUCAUUUUUCUUAA
This is a messenger RNA of Acanthosepion pharaonis, 729 nucleotides long. NCBI's taxonomy places the organism in Eukaryota, Metazoa, Mollusca, Cephalopoda, Sepiida, Sepiidae. The record is from the annotation of a GenBank genome assembly.